Messenger RNA from Blepharisma stoltei, 261 nucleotides. NCBI's taxonomy places the organism in Eukaryota, Ciliophora, Heterotrichea, Heterotrichida, Blepharismidae. The record is from the annotation of a GenBank genome assembly.
AUGGAGGAAAAAGAGUUUAAUACGUGAAGCUGAGAAGAAGCUGCUUUGGUCUAUCGCCAAAGAUUGUGCAGUAUCAGCAAUCGAUUGGAUGAAGUUGACUCCGAAUAUGAUGAGUUAUUUUCAGAUGAGGAGUUCUCGGAGGAUGUCGAUGAUAUUCUUGGUGAAGAAGAUUGGAAUGAAGGCCAGGUAGAUGAAGAGUCUGAAGAAGAUGGGGACGAAUCAAGUGAAGAGGAUAGAGAAGAAGAGCUUACUGAGAAAUAA